Molecule: messenger RNA, 1185 nt
Organism: Eublepharis macularius
Lineage: Eukaryota; Metazoa; Chordata; Lepidosauria; Squamata; Eublepharidae
Gene: EIF1
Product: eukaryotic translation initiation factor 1
Exons: 4
Coding region: 155-496 (113 amino acids)
Biological process (GO): translational initiation
Cellular component (GO): eukaryotic 43S preinitiation complex
Molecular function (GO): RNA binding; translation initiation factor activity; ribosomal small subunit binding
Source: RefSeq, a predicted model, not a curated record
UAAUCCCGCCUUUCCUGCCGUCUUUUCCUUUUUUUGGUGUUCCCCCCUCAGAGGCUGAAGAGCUCCUUCGCCGUCGCCCUCUCCCGCCGCUGACUACUGCCGUCGCCCCUGCUGCCGCCUCCGCCACAGGAAAAAGGGAAGCGAAGCGCGUCGUAUGUCCGCUAUCCAGAACCUCCACUCCUUCGACCCCUUUGCUGAUGCAAGUAAGGGUGAUGACUUACUUCCUGCUGGGACUGAGGACUACAUCCAUAUAAGGAUCCAGCAGAGGAACGGCAGAAAAACUCUCACCACCGUCCAAGGCAUUGCCGAUGAUUAUGAUAAAAAGAAACUGGUGAAGGCCUUCAAGAAGAAGUUUGCCUGUAAUGGUACUGUGAUUGAGCACCCAGAGUAUGGAGAAGUGAUUCAGCUUCAGGGGGACCAGCGUAAGAACAUCUGUCAGUUCCUCAUUGAGAUCGGACUGGCUAAAGAUGACCAGCUGAAGGUCCAUGGGUUUUAAGUGUCAGUGGGUCAUUGAAGUCUCAAGGGAGAAGGCUUCCCUGCAAUGAGAAACCUUGUUUCCCACAUGACCAGUUUAAAAACAAGCCAUCUUACAUAAUGUAAUCGCAUCAGGUUUCCUUUUUAGUCCGGACUAGUGUAACUCAGCAAUGUAAUAAACUGACAAGAGCCCAUGUUGUCUUGCUGUCCCUCAUUUAAACCCGGCCCCCAUUGUGGUGAUGUCAAGCCAGAAGCUUAUUCUACGUGAGAAGGUCCUAGUAAGACAAUGGAUGUUUCAGCUGUGUCUCAGAAACUGCCUCAAUCAUAUUGGACCCCACCUUAUUUCAUAGAAACUGAGGCUAAUAUCUAAAGAUUCCUGUCAUUGUCUUUGAACUGUGACAUUAAAUGGCAGAGGCCUGGGUCUGAAUUACCAUCUUAUAACUGAAGAAGUCAUGGGAGGGAUGCAGAAACUAAAACCCUUUUGUGCCAAGACGGGCACUGAGGUGACCAAACCCAAAGACACAGGAGUUAGCAGACUUGGGAUCUGUGGCUUGGAGUUAAGAUGAGGGAGAUGUUUUAAACUAGCAUGUCAUCACGGAGUGCCACUUUAGCAACUAACAGUGCUGUGAAGCAACAGUUCUUGGUUUGAAUCCUGAUGUUCUGUGUAAUGUAUUUAAACACUUAUUUAAAUAAAAAUGGUUUUCAGAAACA